AUGCUGUUCCUCGCGCUUCUUGGCGUUAUCAACACCAACCCCGUCGCGGCCCUUUCGGCCACGUCCGACCCAUACACAGGAGGCGACACAUCGGGCUGUGGAAAGAUACACACUGCUCAAGUCAUCGGCCUUCCCAUCUAUCGCGGAAUACAGUCCAGUGGCGUGCAUCGCAGCUACAGUGUGCAUCUCCCUUACAGCUAUGAUAAAAACCAUGAAUAUCCUACGAUUCUGGGUUUCCACGGCUCGAGCAGCAUCGGGCUGUUCUUUCAGGCCGAUACCAAGCUCGACGAGGCUCGAUUUACCCGCGACAAGGUCAUGGUCUAUCCCAACGGACUAGGCGGUGCUUGGGCCGGAGCCAACUACUCCAAGGCCACUGUCGGCCAAGACUUGCAAUUCGUGUGGGAUCUUCUUGCCGACUUGCGUCAGAACUUUUGCAUCGACAGCGCUCGCAUCUACGCGACAGGCUUGUCCAUCGGCGGCGGCUUCGUGGAUACCAUUGCCUGCAACAGCACCGUUGGAGGCGAGUUUGCUGCCAUGGCCCCGGCCUCCGGAUCCUUUUAUACCAAUAACGAUGCAAACCAUCACCUCUGCGAGCCCGCACGCGUGCCAAUGCCGAUUUUAGAGUUCCACGGAGGAGCUGACGUGGAUGUCAAGUAUGGUGGCGGGCAAGGUGAAGGUGGCAUUGAGCCUGCAAUCCCGCAUUGGUACGCGCAUUAA
This is a messenger RNA of Metarhizium acridum CQMa 102, 717 nucleotides long. RefSeq lists its product as uncharacterized. NCBI's taxonomy places the organism in Eukaryota, Fungi, Ascomycota, Sordariomycetes, Hypocreales, Clavicipitaceae. The record is from RefSeq and is a predicted model, not a curated record. Gene Ontology annotation, molecular function: feruloyl esterase activity.